CUUGGAGGGGCGGGGGGCAGGGGGCGGGAAGGACCAGGAGUAGUCUCUUUGGACCGGGGCCGGCGGCGCCAGAGCGGACUGGCGCUUGGGCGCGCUUGCAGGGCUGUCGCCUGCUGAGUGCGAAGCCAAGCUCGCUCACUCGCUAUCUCCGGGAAAGCUUCGGCCACCCUGUUACCCAACAUGAUGGUGGGUGAAGAGAAAUCUUCUGUAAGAAAUCGCUGGCUCACAUCCAAAGAAAAAGAUGAAGAAAAGACAAGUUCACAUAAAGAAGAAACUCGGCAGAUACCAGAAGAGACCCCACAGACACCAGGAAAUGGUCAAUUUGAUAGUGAACAAUGCCUGACAAGGAAGAUUCUGUUGACAGCAGAGGCAGAACAGUUGAAGCCAUUUUUUAUGAAGGAAGUAGGUAAUCAGUUUGAUGAAUUUGUGACUAAUCUUAUUGAUAAAUCAACCUCACUGGAUAUUUCUGGUUCUGCAACGUCGUUUGCCAUCCUCAAUGGAGGAAAGAAUAACCACAGAGCUAGGGAUUUGAGAAAUCGUCCAGAACAAGGAAAGCUUUUUGUUGUAAGAAGAUCUAUGUUGGAUGAGCUAUUGGAAGUAAACCACAUUCGAACAAUAUAUCAUAUGUUUAUUGCCCUUCUCAUCCUCUUCAUUCUCAGCACACUUGUAGUGGACUACAUUGAUGAAGGAAGACUGGUCCUAGAAUUCAGCCUCUUUACUUAUGCUUUUGGCAAAUUUCCUGUUGUAAUUUGCACUUGGUGGAUCAUGUUCCUGAGUACAUUGAUCAUUCCUUAUUUACUUUUUGAACACUGGGCCAAAGGAUAUGCAACGAGUUCCCGUCCAAUUCUCCAUUCUUGUUUCUAUGGGAUGCUUUUCAUGCUUUUCCAGAUUGUAGGUUUGGGAUGUGGAUCAACUUAUAUUGUAUUGACCUAUAUGUUGCCACCAGCUUCCCGAUUCAUAGUUAUACUUGAACAGGUUCGUUUCAUUAUGAAAGCUCAUUCAUUUAUUCGGGAGAAUGUUCCUCGGGUAUUAGAUGCUACUAAAGAAAAAUCACGCACUAUUCCGAUACCCCAAGUCAACCAGUAUUUGUACUUUUUGUUUGCUCCUACUCUCAUCUAUAGAGACAGCUAUCCCAGGAAUCCCACUAUCAGAUGGAGUUAUGUAGCAACUCAGUUUGCACAGGUUUUUGGUUGCAUGUUUUAUGCAUAUUAUAUCUUUGAAAGACUUUGUGCUCCUUUAUUUCGAAAUAUCAAACAAGAACCCUUCAGUGUUCGGGUUUUGGUCCUGUGCAUCUUUAACUCCAUUUUACCAGGUGUGCUGAUGCUGUUUCUUUCCUUUUUUGCUGUAUUGCAUUGUUGGCUUAAUGCCUUUGCGGAGAUGUUACGUUUUGGGGACAGGAUGUUCUAUAAGGACUGGUGGAACUCGACAUCAUAUGCCAACUAUUAUAGAACCUGGAAUGUGGUGGUCCAUGACUGGCUUUAUUACUACGCUUACAAAGACUUCCUCUGGUUUUUCAGCAGGAGGUUCAAAACAGUCGCCAUGAUAUCUGUCUUUGCAGUGUCUGCUGUAGUGCAUGAAUAUGCCUUGGCCCUGUGCUUGAGCUUUUUCUACCCAGUCCUCUUCGUACUCUUCAUGUUUUUUGGAAUGAUUUUCAAUUUCGUUGCCAAUGACAGUCGGAAAAGGCCUAUUUGGAAUGUCUUGAUGUGGACAUCUCUCUUCUUGGGAAAUGGAAUCUUACUGUGCUUAUACUCUCAUGAGUGGUAUGCACGUCAGCAGUGUCCUUUGAAAAAUCCAACAUUUCUAGAUUAUGUAAGACCACGCUCCUGGACAUGUCAUUAUGUGUUUUAAAAACUUGGACUUUGGUUUUCUCUCCUGAUUGAAUGUGUGCCACCUGAUUUUGGAAAAGUAGCUACUUUAAAAAAAAGAGAGAGAGAGAGAUAUGCUGCGUCAAGAAAAAUCAGAUUGCUACAAGUGACCCCAUCCAUUUAUAGUGACCAGUUUCUAUGGUCAGGAAGCCAGUUCUAUGCCAGUCUUCUGAAGCCAAGACAGUGAGUCAAGUCCAUUGGAAAUCCUGUUAAGGAGGAAGUUUUUUUCUCUUUCAGAGUAAUCUCUAAGGUACAGACAGAUUUUUGGCUGAGCCAGCCUACCCAAAGCUGAGCAGGCACAUCCAUCCAUUAUUUAUCUUUCUGUACUCAUUUAUUAAACAUUGUAUGUGUUUUCUUAGUUAAUGAAAUAGCCAAAACACAUUUAAAGAAUUAAUGCUUUGAAUAUCUAUUGUUUGCAACUUAUGUCUAUGCACACUGUUAACGUGUAUUGAUUAAAAAUGUUUUUGAAAAAGUGAAUAUCUGUUAAUAUGGAAUAAUAUAUUUAUAGGACAAAUGUCAUUGAUUUUUACAAAAAUAAUUCUUGUACUUUUUUGUAUUGUUUUUAUUCCAAUAUAUAUGUAAGAAUCCACUCAGUUGAGUCAAAAAAUAUUCUGAACUAAAGUUAUCAUUUCAUGUUAUUUCUGUGUUCUCUAACAUAGGCCAUGUGAUUUAUGUGAAAUGGAAGUAAUCCUUUCUAUUAGAAAUCCUACAUAGGUUCUUCUAUUCCUGAUCAGGCCAAGAGAUGAUGGAAGGUUGUUGUUUUUCUUAUAACCUCGUAAGCUGUUUCUUUUUGGGGGGACAAACAAAUAUUGUUAUUUAUUAUGGAGCUCAUUACAUAAUAGUAAGGGCCUAAAUUUUUCAGAGAGCAAUUUACCAUCUAUUUUUGAAAAUUCAGGUUGGUUUGACUUUAAUUAGAAUUAUCCUCUGAUAUAACCAUUGUUCUCAAAGGAAAAUGAAUCAUUUUAAAAUAUGAUGCAGACUAAAUUCUGUAAAUGUAUAAUUAACUUGGUUAGUUUCCUCAGUAAUAAGGUAGGAGAUUAACCUAGAAGUUGGCUCCUCCAUAAUUCAGUGAUGACUCUUUAUCAGUGGUGGUGUGCUUUUACGAACAUUUGAAACUGUGAUUGUUUUCAAGUAAAUGUGUCUAUUCUCUUUUAUUCUGUAAAGUAUAUUUUGUUUCUUCCAUAAUGUUUUAAUACUCUACUAGAGAGAAAGUAUAGAUUUUACUAUUUGAUGAAAUGUGAAAGAUUAGAAUUUAGUCAUCAAGUUCUACCUGACUCAGGUUUAUAGAUUAUAGACAUGUGAAGAAUUUGGAAAUUCUCUUAGCCAAACUGAAGGAAACUUCUAAAGGAAUCUCUUAAGGUCAUAUAGCUUAAAACUCAGAUCUUUUUGAUAACAAGUUCACUGUGUAGCACUGCCUCCAUGACCCAAGGAUUAACACUGUAUUUUCAACAAAGCUGAGGACAAUGAAUGAUUUUUUGCCAUCAUGACCUUAACCAAACUAAUGUACUUAUAGUGGUGAUAUGGUCAUUGCUCUAAAGAUAUUUUGAAUUCCUCUUUUGGAAAGUGCCUUUGGAGCUACUUUUCAAGUCUCAUAGGAAAUCAGUCUCAUUACUUUGUGUCUAAUUUUUACUCCAAAACACAUUACUCAACUUGAUCGCCUACUCUUAUCAUUGCUACUUUUGAAAAUAUUCAAAGGACUUUGUCCUGCAGGCUUGUAAGGUAAUUACUGAAGGGAAAAAGCAUUUGGUAUUUGUUUCUAUCAUACCUUCAAUCAGAGCUUUAAAGGUGGUAUUUUACCCCAUCAUACAGAGUGGAAUAUUUCCCUUUUUAUUAGAAUUUUUGACAAGAAUUUUCCUUUUAUUAACUAAUUGACCUAGAGCUCAGCUGAAAGUAUAUGCAUUUCUAUUUAUUAGUUUACUUUUUUCUUCCCUCUAAUUUUGAGAUAUUAAAUUGUCUUAAUAUGAGAAUUUGAAUUGAUAUGAGACUACAGGGAAUAAUAGUUUUGGCUCAGUCUUUUGAUUUCUGUCUUCUAGAAAGCACCUCAAAGGAUCAUCAGAAUCUUGUCUCUCUUGGUUGAGUUAUAGUUGCUUGAUCAUAUGAAAAAGUUGAGAGGUCAGGAGAAUAGGGGUCUAAUUCUAAUCUCAUAGAGAUGCAAAGACUAGAUUAUAUAGAUGUUGCUGAAUUGCAGGAUCCUUUUUUUUUAUAUCACUUUCAUUUCGUUGUAACUUUAAAAUAAUACUUAUUUGUAGGAUUGAAAUAUUUGAAGCCCUUUCAGACUACUCGCAGAAUCCUGUAGUUGAAAAGGUUUUCUUCCUUUGUUCCUAUGUAUUUGGCAUUAGUUAACAAAAGCUUUUAUUUCGGUACGGUUUCAAUCAGAAUCACAAAAUCAUUUAAAUUUUUCCUUGAGAGUAAAUAUGAAGCCAAUUUUCUACUGUCAUAUAAUUUCAUGACUUGAAUUUGCUAGUGAUACAGCUGCUGAGAACUUUCUGGCAGGAAAAUGAAUAAACUAAGAAAACAUUGAGAAAUCCAUUUAAUUUCACAUGUUUAUUCUAUAACUAAGGCCUUUGUUUAAUGGGAGAUUUAGAAUUGACCUCUGGAAAGUAUCGAAAGCAAGUUAAAUGGACAUUGAGACAUAAAAUUUAGGUCCUCGUUAGAUUUUUUUUAAAAUGCUUUUUCUAAUAUGUUGAAAAAAAAUGGCUAUUUUUGGAAAAUUUCAGAACAAUAAAUUGUAUUGGUUGUGUGCUUUUCAAAAUCAAAUAAUUUUCCUUGCAACAGAAUUUAUUCUAGUAAUUAUUUUCAGCAGUAUUGUUUAGAUAGCACUGCUUUCUCUCCAGAAAUUACUUGAAACAUAUUCUUAGCAUUAGUAAGUAGAUAGUAGGCAAAUCUAAGUUGAAAAACAGUUGCUGGUCUGGAAGCUCUCUAUUACUCAGUGAAAUCUCUUCGAGACCCAAAAUAAGACUUUAAACCAAUCAAUAAAGUAUUUAUUGAGUACUUACUCUGUGAUGGGCACUGUGUUGACCUAAUGAGAGACAAAGACCAAAUAAGAAACAGUUCCUGCUCUCUAGGAGCUUACUGUUUGUUAUCUAGUGGUUUUUAGGGUAUUUGGAAACUAAAGCGCAUAUUUGAAUGCCAUGGUAAUUAAAGCAACUCAGAUUUCCCUGUUGUAUUGUUGCUAACAGUUUACACUGUUGACAAAAUUAUAUUUCAUAACCAGUUUCCUCUUCUGUAACAUGCUUCCUAUAUUCUUAAAUGAGUGAUAUUCAAAUACGAUUUUAAUAUUUUUGAAUAUUUGGGACAAAGCAGUAUUGUCUUUCUCUGUUAUUUCACACUUCCUACAGUAUGAUAGGAGAGUUAGCAGUAUAGCCACUAAGUUGUGGUAUCUAGAAUAUAAAUUAUGAGCUAUUGAAACAUUUGUGGGGCAGAUUGAAUGCUGUGAGCGCAGUUGGUUCUGGCAAGUUUUUGGAUGAGUCUGAGAUCACCAAAACGUUUAUCACAGGAAUAUUAGGCAGCAGGAUUAUGCUUGGUAUCUGGCAUUAACUUGGGGCAUCAUUUUCAGUGUAUGUUUUCAUUAGUUAUCUUGUCUCAACUUUGUGAAUUGGACAAAGAAGCAGCAUUUUUGGUGGGAAUAGAAAGUUAAUUUCGGAAACAGUAAGGCCUAAAAGUAGCCUGUUUUUCAUGGUGUUUGUACCUUUGUUCUUUUCCUAGUUUCCAAGUUAAGCUGUGGUUCAUUCACAUGAUUCAGAAUCAGCUGCACAAGCCAGAAGGAGAGCCUGUACUUCCUUUUUUUCAGAAGCACCUCUCAUUACUGGGUUUUCCUUUUUUUCAUUGAGUGAAUAUUUGCUUUUGUGCUUUUAGUAGAACUUAAGGGUCGGUUUCAGUGUUUUUCCACUACCACUUGAGCUGCCCUUCAGACUCAGUGAAGCAGCUGUUGUGCAUCAAUCUUAAGUGGUAGGGAUGUAUUUUCAUUGUUAUUCUGUCUUGUUUUAAAUACAUUUGUAACAUGGGAACAUUGUCACUCACCAAUGCUGAUAAUUUAGCAGUAGGUACAGUAUGGAAUUGAAAUUCAGCAGUUGUGCCAAGGAACAAGCUGUUGUCCCCCAGUGAGGAUCUUGCUCUUCUUGUCUGGGCCUUUCACUCAUUGCACAUUAUCCAUGAUAUUUUCCAAUGGAGACUGAUGGUAUACUUCGGAGCUGGUUAUUUUUACAUAUUAUUGGAGUUCUGAUCUUUUUUCAUCUGAUUUUUUUUUUUUUUUUGAGUGCCUGUUUUUUUCCCCUGAAUUUUUCUUUUGUCUGUUCACUGGUACUAUAAUUUGUUUAGUAUUUACUGUAUUAGAAUUGACUUUGUAAACAGACAAGAUGCCUUUUUUAAACUUUGAAAUAUGAAGAAUGUAAAAAUACUCACAAGAAGAAUACAAUAAAUAUAUUUGGAAAAAUAA
Messenger RNA from Antechinus flavipes (yellow-footed antechinus), 6300 nucleotides. It is a transcript of the gene SOAT1, whose product is annotated as sterol O-acyltransferase 1. The coding region runs from base 181 to 1848 and encodes 555 amino acids. The transcript has 16 exons. The record is from RefSeq and is a predicted model, not a curated record. Lineage: Eukaryota; Metazoa; Chordata; Mammalia; Dasyuromorphia; Dasyuridae. Gene Ontology annotation, cellular component: endoplasmic reticulum membrane. Gene Ontology annotation, biological process: cholesterol homeostasis; cholesterol metabolic process; cholesterol efflux. Gene Ontology annotation, molecular function: cholesterol O-acyltransferase activity; fatty-acyl-CoA binding; cholesterol binding.